Molecule: messenger RNA, 1419 nt
Organism: Colletotrichum scovillei
Lineage: Eukaryota; Fungi; Ascomycota; Sordariomycetes; Glomerellales; Glomerellaceae
Exons: 6
Coding region: 1-1419 (472 amino acids)
Biological process (GO): transmembrane transport
Cellular component (GO): membrane
Molecular function (GO): transmembrane transporter activity
Source: RefSeq, a predicted model, not a curated record
AUGUCAACUCCGUCGAUUCGCCGUUGGUACCAUUGGUUCGCACCGACUGACAGCCCUGAAGAAAGAAAGUUGAUCCUCAAACUUGACUUCCUCAUCGUGCCCUAUGCUUUCAUCAUCUAUUGGGUCAAGUACAUCGACCAGAUCAACAUCAACAAUGCGUACGUUUCUGGAAUGGCCGAUGAGCUCGGCUUCCACGGCAAUGAACUUGUCCAGUUCCAGACCAUCUUUGUGGUGGGCAACGUAGUCGGUCUCUUGCCGUUUAUCUACCUGUUUCCAAGAGUUCCGAUGCAUGUGCUUUAUCGCGCCCAGAGCUACGCGGAAAUCAUGGCAUAUCGGUUCAUGGUGGCCAUCUUCGAAGCCUCUUACUUCCCGGGCGUCCACUUCGUUCUUGGUUCAUGGUAUCGAAGCGACGAAAUCGGUCGAAGAGGCGGCAUAUUCUACAUCGGCUUGACCCUGGGCACCCUGACAGCAUCCUUACUGCAAGCCGCAGCAGUGACAUACCUCGACGGAACCCACGGCCUAGCCGGCUGGCGCUGGCUCUUCAUCAUCAACGCAAUCAUCACACUACCUCUCGCGGUAAUCGGAUACUUUGUCUGGCCCGGAACGCCUGCGAAGCCAAACAAGCUACUAAUGAAGGAGUCCGAACUCGAGCUGGCACGCUCGCGUCUGGAAAAGGCCGGCGCAUCAGUCAAGAGCACACCCUUCUCCUUGAAUCUUUUGAAACGAGUCUUUACGAACUGGCGGUUUUACGUCUUGAUCAUCUGGGAUAUACUCUUCUUCAACACUAGUGCAAAUAGCGCUGCCUUCUUGCUGUGGAUCAAGAGUCUCGGCAGAUACAGUACCGCUCAGAUGAACAACCUGGCCGCGCUCAGCCCCGGGCUGGGAAUCUUCUUCGUGCUGUUCAUCAAUUUUAGCGCAGAUCUGUGGAUUGGGCGACCAGCUGCGAUCACUCUGGCGUCAGCGGUCAAUUUUUCGGGACUGGUCAUAUUGGCGAUCUGGAACGUGCCGGAAGCCGCAAAGUGGUAUGCGUUUAGCACCACGUACUCUGCGGUGGCGGUCUCCUCGGUGCUGUACGGAUGGGCCAACAUCAUUCUCAAACACAACAUCGAGGAGCGGGCUUUGACAUUGAUCCUCAUGACGGCCAUCGCCACAUCCACAAACGCGUGGAUCCCGCUGUUUGUGUACCCAACUGUCGAAGCCCCAAGAUUUCCCAAGGGCUAUGUGUACUCAGCCGUCAUGGUUGUGCUGUUGGUCAUCAUGACGCAGGUUGUGAGGAUUUUGCUAGGUUCUCAUGGGGAGAAGAGGAUACGCAAAGCUCAGAACAGUGAUGGUACUGAGGUUUCCGGUGACGAGCAGCCAUCAACGACCUACCAGACGCCUGAACAGAAGGUGCCUACGCCUGUAGUUGCGGCAGUCUGA